This is a messenger RNA of Neurospora tetrasperma FGSC 2508, 282 nucleotides long. RefSeq lists its product as uncharacterized. The record is from RefSeq and is a predicted model, not a curated record. The coding region runs from base 1 to 282 and encodes 93 amino acids. NCBI's taxonomy places the organism in Eukaryota, Fungi, Ascomycota, Sordariomycetes, Sordariales, Sordariaceae. The transcript is spliced from 2 exons.
AUGGAGAGCGGAGAUCGGAUUUGGAUUAUUGACCGGGCGGCGGCGGGGUGGAUCGAUGUUGCAGGUUCCAGGUUUGCAUGCAAGGAUGGGACGGGACCAAACCGAAGGGCAGGCUAUGGCUGUUUGGGCGGCCAAUUAGUGUGCGGCAAGGACGACAUUCACGGACAUUGGUCGCCAAAGGGAAGGACCGCAGGCUGGAUGGUGUUAUGCAGGGAGGCGCCCGAGGGUGAGAUGGAUGGUGCGGUCGGUGGACGUGGCCGGUGGAAGCGGAAGAAGAGAUGA